This is a messenger RNA of Trichosurus vulpecula (common brushtail), 4363 nucleotides long. RefSeq names its product phosphoinositide-3-kinase adaptor protein 1 (gene PIK3AP1). The transcript is spliced from 17 exons. The record is from RefSeq and is a predicted model, not a curated record. Gene Ontology annotation, cellular component: cytosol. Gene Ontology annotation, biological process: signal transduction. Lineage: Eukaryota; Metazoa; Chordata; Mammalia; Diprotodontia; Phalangeridae. Gene Ontology annotation, molecular function: phosphatidylinositol 3-kinase regulatory subunit binding; signaling receptor binding. Bases 134 to 2566 code for a protein of 810 amino acids.
AAACCAAAGCUGGAGUCCGCGGAACAGAAGCUGGAGCCUCUUUGCGUUUCCCCGGCCUCCUUCCCGCACUCGGCAGGAUUACAGGAGGUCCUACGGGCGGGGAUGUGAGCUAGGCUCCCCUCCAGCCUCUGCCAUGGCAGCCUCAGGAACCCCCAGGAAGUGUGAUAUCCUAAUUGUCCACAGCUCAGAUGCCCAAGAAUGGUGUCAGUAUCUGCAGAAUCUUUUUCUUUCAAGUUUUCAGCUUCGGAACCAGCACACCCUGACCUAUGAACUGAGGCACAGGGCUGCCAUCCCCACUAGAGACCUGACCCUCUUCCUUAAUAGUCGAUGUAUCAUUGUACUCCUAUCAGGUGAACUAGUUCAGAACUUUUAUCAACCCACGGUGCUCUCCAGCCUUCAGAAAGCCCUGUGCCCUCCCCAGAGGGUGUUGAAGCUGUUCUGUGGGGUGGACGACUGUGAAGAUUUCUCAGGGUUCUUUGAGGACUGGACCUGUUGGCAGGAACUCACUUAUGAAGAUGACCCUGAAACCUAUGUGGCUGCAGUGAAAAAGGUUUUUUUGGAAGAUUCUGGCUGUGACUCCAUCACGGACACCGAGGCCGAAGACGAGAAGACUCUCCUCUACUCCAGGCAUAUUCCUUCUACUCAGAAGAACUGGCCCCUGGAGACCACACCGGGGAACCUGAUGGUGGUGCAGCCGGACCGAAUUCGUUGCGGGGCACACACAACAGUUUAUGUUAUUGUGAAAUGCAAGCUGGAUAGCCAAGUGAAGACGGAAGCUGAAUUCUCUCCUGAGAAUUCCCCUUCAGUACGUGUGGCUGCCAAGCUGGAGAAUGAAUACACAGUUUCUAUCAAGGCCCCUGACUUAUCUUCAGGAGAUGUUUCUCUGAAGGUCUAUUCAGGCGACCUCGUGGUAUGUGAAGCAGCUGUCCGCUAUUAUACUGACAUGGAGGAAAUUGGAACCUUGUUGGCCAAUGCAGCCAAUCCCGUGGAGUUCAUGUGCCAGGCCUUUAAAAUUGUGCCCUACAACAUCGAGACCCUGGAUAAGCUUCUAACUGAGUCUCUGAAGAAGAAUAUUCCUGCGAGCGGGCUACAUCUGUUUGGGAUCAACCAGCUGGAAGAAGAGGAUAUGAUGACCACUCAGCGGGAUGAGGAGCUGCCCACCUUGCUUCAUUUUGCUGCAAAGUAUGGACUGAAGAACCUCACGGCCUUGCUGCUCACCUGCCCUGGAGCUUUGCAAGCCUAUAGUGUGGCCAACAAGCACGGUCACUACCCCAACACCAUUGCUGAAAAGCAUGGCUACAGAGACCUGCGGCAGUUCAUUGACGAAUAUGUGGAAACUGUGGAUAUGCUGAAGAGUCACAUUAAGGAAGAGUUAAUGCAAGGGGAAGAAGACGAUUCCGUGUAUGAGUCAAUGGCCCACCUUUCCACAGACUUGCUAAUGAAAUGUUCACUCAAUCCUGGCUGCGAUGAGGAGCUCUAUGAGUCUAUGGCUGCUCUCUCCCCCGCAUCCACGGAGGAUCUUUAUGUAGAGAUGCUUCAAUCCAGUGCCUCUAACACAAAAUCUACAGACUCUUUUCCUGUGGCCACCAAAGACUCCAUCAUUCGCAAAUUUUUGGAAGGCAACAGAGUAGAAGUGCCCCAUUUGGAGAGAGACUCUCACCCUCCUGGUGGGGAUGAAGAUGUUUACCACACGGUAGAAGAAGAUAAUGCCUUUUCUAUGGAUCUGGCCAACAGACCCCCAGUGCCUGUGCCCAGACCAGAGACCAGUCCCCAUGCCAGUCACCAGAUGUCGCAAAAUGAACCAUAUAUUUCUAAAGUAUUUGCAGAGAAAAGUCAGGAGCGGCCUGGAAAUUUGUAUAUUUCUUCUGAGUUUAUGAGAAAAGAGUCAUUGGUUAGACCAUGGAGGGACAGACCCCAGUCAAGCAUCUAUGAUCCAUUUGCUGGCAUGAAAACUCCUGGCCAGAGACAGCUCAUCACCUUACAGGAGCAAGUAAAGCUGGGCAUUGUUAAUGUGGAUGAGGCUGUUCUCCAUUUCAAGGAGUGGCAGCUGAAUCAGAAGAAGAGAUCGGAGUCCUUUCGCUUUCAGCAGGAAAAUCUUAAACGGUUACGAGACAGCAUAACUCGAAGACAACUAGAGAAGCAAAAAUCCGGGAAACAAUCAGACUUAGAGAUCACGGUUCCUAUAAGACAUUCUCAGCAAUUCUCUGGAAAAGUAGAGUAUGGAAUCUACGAGAGUGGCCCCAGGAAGAGCAUCUUGCCACCCAAGAAUACGUUACGCCGAGGCGAUUGGAAAACAGAAAGUACUUCGAGUACAUCAAGUAGCAACAGUAACCGUUCCAGCACACGAAGUGUCCUCAGUGUCAGCAGUGGAAUGGAAGGUGACAAUGAGGACAAUGAAUUCCCAGAAGUUAAUAGAAGCCGUAGCCCAGGUCCCCAGCAUGUGGAGAGACCCCCCUUCAAGUCACUCGAAAGGCCUCCCAGGAUACCUCCUCGAGCUGCCUCUCACAGGCCUCCAAGUAGAGAGAAUUUCCAUCCUCCUCCACCUGUUCCACCAAGAGGCCGCUGACUCCUCCUCUACCAUCUUCUUUAAACAGGACUUUGGAUUUUCAGCUCCUUAAUGAUGAUAUCAGUGACUUAAUGUUGGAUUGUACUGAGAUUUCUCCUGGCCUUAAGAUGUAUUACAUGAUUAGACUGGACCAUCUCUGAAGAAGGGACUCCUUAGCUGCCAAGGACUGGGAAGCCAGGAACUUCAUUUCUUCUUAAACACGCUGAGUGAGAAGUUCCCUUGUUCCCUAGAAGACAGAAGACUUGGUUGGAAUAUGUGCCUUUCAUUAGGGGGGUCUAAAAAACCCCUAAGAAUAUUCAUAAAAAUGUGUUUUUAAAAUUCAUUUUACUGACAUGUUCUUUUAAUGCAUCUUCAGAAUACUCAUACAUAAAAUGAGUUGCCAAGCAAGGGUUACAGCAAAUGAGAGGAAUCUGUACAUAUCUCAGGGGUUUAAGCAUCUAAAUACCUGUUUGCUUUUAAAAAAAAAAAAAACACAAUUCUGUCCAGUGAACAUUUUGUUAUAUUAAGGAAUCUAUUAGCCAAGAGUAUUAGGAGUUAUUGAUAAUAAUAGUAAUAAUAGGUAGCACUUAUAUAGCUCUUUAAGUUUUACAAAGCAUUUUACACAUUAUCUCAUUUUGUUUUUAUAACAACCCUGGGAGGUAGGUACUAUUAUUAUCCCUAUCUUACAGAUGAGCAAACUGAGGCAGACAGAAUUUACCCAGGGUCACACACUGAGUUCAGAUUUGGACUCAGGUCUUUGGAACUUCAGGGCCAGUGUUCUAUCCAGUGCACCACUUAGCUGCAGAGACACCAGUCAGUACUCUGAGUCAUAGAGAAGGAACUGCAUUGGUGUUGUUGAGAGUGUCCUUGACUUCUCUGCCAUUUUCAAGCCAGGAGUGGUAGAGGAGAUCCCAUGGUAGCUGUGGGUUUCUCUCUUUGCUUUCACUAUUACUGGAUUUGAGCAGGACUCCAGCUUCUUUGGGAAAAGGGAGAUUGUUUUAUAUGGGAAAAAGUAGUAAAAAGCAUUAGGGUUUUUUGCUUAUUAGUAAUGAUGGUGAUGAUAACUGACAACUAUAUAGCACUUUAAUGUUUGCCGAGAGCUUUUCAGGCACUAUUUUUGUGGACCUCCCAAGAAGCCUGUGAAGUAACAACUACAAGUAUCAUUAUUCCUAUUUUACAGGUGAGGAAACAAAGUCACACAACCCAGAGGUGGGGGACUGGAUCCAGGUCUUCCUAACUCCAUGCUUAGCAUGCUCCUACUCCACACUUCCCAUCUCAAAUUUCCAUCUCAAAAUAACUAAAUUUGAGCAUCUUAUUUUGUUAAAACAGAGAAUACAAAUCAGCAUUCCGCGCACGUGUGUGCACGCGCGGGCGCACACACGCACACACACACACAGACACACACACACACACUCCUAUAAUCUGUCUCAGAAUUACCUUUUGCUUAGAAAUCCCAUCCUCCCCUUUGAACUCUAAAACCACUCUCAUUCUGAUCUCUGUCAACUUCUUUUUAACAUGGUUCCCUUCCCCUCUUAAUGUGCAUAUAUCCCAAUAACAAUAGUAUUAAAAUUCUGAACAAUUGUGUUUUGCCGGAUGAAUCUUUGACGAUAAAAUGCUCUUUAUUUCUUCAAUCACCCCUCUCUCCAGUUUCACUUACUUUGUUACAGGGCAGACAAAGACUCUUGUUGAUUUGACUUAUGCCCAAGUUGUUGAUCCUUCCUCAACAGUAAUUUUGUUAAAUUACAAGACAAAAUGCUGAACGCCCUCCUUUGGUUCAAAAUAAAUUGGUGAGCAUGGAAGGGUAUGAUUUGGAAUAAA